Molecule: messenger RNA, 276 nt
Organism: Acanthocheilonema viteae
Lineage: Eukaryota; Metazoa; Nematoda; Chromadorea; Rhabditida; Onchocercidae
Source: the annotation of a GenBank genome assembly
AUGACGACAGUUUAUUGGUUUAUUGGCAUAUUGCUCUUACCUGUACUUUUCGUCUGCAAUGUGCCAGUGGAUCCUAUGAAACGAACGGAUAAAAAUCUGGAACAAUUUACAUCCGCUAUCAAUGCCGCCCUGAGGUUGCGUUAUGGGAAACGAUCUGAGAAUCCGAAUUUGUUCAGCAAUAAAAUUGUCCCAUUACCAGAGAAAGACAAACUUUCGCAAUUAGCAAAUCGAGUUGUUGCAUCACUGAACGAAGCAGAACGACUUAGAUUUGGCUGA